Molecule: messenger RNA, 729 nt
Organism: Suillus paluster
Lineage: Eukaryota; Fungi; Basidiomycota; Agaricomycetes; Boletales; Suillaceae
Exons: 4
Coding region: 1-729 (242 amino acids)
Molecular function (GO): metal ion binding
Source: RefSeq, a predicted model, not a curated record
AUGCCAUCUGAGUCACCCCCCAAGGUGUGCAACAGUUAUGCACAGACCGGUAGUUGUCGAUUCGGCUCCCAGUGCAAGUUUGCACAUGUCGAAAGGGUCAGUGUUACCAGCAAUAACAACAAAAAGCGCAGGCGUGUCGAAAGGGUCAAUGUCACCAAUAAUAACAACAAAAAGCGCAAGACCAACUUACCGACCAAGCGCUCUGGUACACAAACACCCCUAGACAAUUUCUUCGCAAAAUAUCCCGAGUUUGAAUACAACUCAUCCGCGUCAGCCUCAUUGGAGUUUAACAGGAUGCGUGACGAGCAUAGCUGGGACGACGAAGAGAGAGAGAAAGCCUACCAUGAUUUCAAGGACGCCAUUGUUCACCAAUUCAACCACUUCUAUGGCACAGACGCGGACAAUCUCACCUCAUGGCGCACUUUGUGUCAGAUCGUCCAAGUUUCGCCAAUUCCUGACACCCUCGAAUCAUGCCGCGAGGCGGUCAAAGCCACUCACGUCAACAUUGUGGACUUGAUUGACGCAGGGGUAACCGAGGGACCAGUGAGGGUAUUCGUCUCGGAGGUGGCACUGAGCGAAUACACUAAGACGACGAGGAAAUUCUUUCCAAGGGACAAUGUACACGCCGGUGGUCUCUUGAAGUACCUGCUCCGCCGUAUCAUGAACCCCAGACCAGAACGCCGUGUGUCCGAGUCUGGUCGGAAGAAGCAGAGCAGGCGUAAACGUUGA